This is a messenger RNA of Nasonia vitripennis (jewel wasp), 2437 nucleotides long. It is a transcript of the gene Mto1, whose product is annotated as mitochondrial translation optimization 1 homolog (S. cerevisiae). The coding region runs from base 403 to 2391 and encodes 662 amino acids. The record is from RefSeq and is a predicted model, not a curated record. Gene Ontology annotation, biological process: tRNA methylation; tRNA wobble uridine modification. Gene Ontology annotation, molecular function: flavin adenine dinucleotide binding. Gene Ontology annotation, cellular component: cytosol. Lineage: Eukaryota; Metazoa; Arthropoda; Insecta; Hymenoptera; Pteromalidae. The transcript is spliced from 11 exons.
CCGACCGACGGAUCAGCUGGUUCUCGCGUUGUUCUUUUUACGCUGGUGUGUGUGUGUGUGCGCGAGCCUCUGUGUGUUGGGUUGGGAGAGAACUAGAGAGAGGUGAGAAAGAGAGAGAAUGCGGGGAAAGUAGGGGAGAGCGACGGGAGCGCCGACGAUGGCGAGGCUGCAAAGUCGCGGAUGGAGCCGCGAUGGUAAGACGAAUUUUACCUUGAGUAGCUGUUCGCUAACCUUACCUGAAAACCACUAAGCAUGGAAAUGAGGAGACGACGUUAGUUCUCUUUUAUUAAAGUUAAAUAGUUUUAAUUACGCUUAAGUCAUAAUGUAAAUAUUUGAAAAAACAUCAAUUAAAAGUAUCUCGAGCUGAAAUUGCACACUUUAAUCGAUUCUUACAAUUUGAAAAUGUCUCUAAUAAAUUUUAAGACUUUACUCUCUCAAUCACCACGUCGUUCAAGAAACUUUAUUAAAUCAUUUAGAUCAUUAUCUUCAAAUGUUAACAAUGAUCAAGAAAAGUUUGAUGUCAUUGUUAUUGGUGGAGGUCAUGCAGGAACAGAAGCUUGUGCAGCUGCUGCACGUAUGGGUGCUAAAACCUUACUUGUUACUCACAAAAAAAGUACAAUUGGUGAAAUGUCAUGCAACCCAUCAUUUGGAGGAAUUGGGAAGGGGAAUCUCAUGAGAGAAGUUGAUGCACUUGAUGGCAUCUGCUGUCGAAUAUGUGAUAUUUCAGGAGUCCAUUACAAAAUAUUAAACAAAAGAAAAGGACCUGCUGUGUGGGGCUUGAGGGCUCAAAUUGACAGAACUCUGUACAAAAAAAAUUUACAAGCAGAACUGUUUAAUUAUCCUUGCUUACAAAUCAUUGAAUCAUCUGUUGAAGAUUUAUUGUUACAUGGAGAUAGCCCAAAAUGUUGUGGAGUCAUUUUAAAGGAUGGAACAAAAGUACUGAGUGAUUCUGUUGUAAUUACUACUGGAACAUUUUUGAAAGGAGAAAUUCAUAUAGGUUUAGAAACCAGACCAGCAGGUAGAUUAAAUGAUGAACCCAGUAUAGCAUUAGCUGAUACACUUGACCGCUUGGGAUUUCGAAUAGGCAGAUUAAAAACUGGUACUCCUCCGCGUCUCGAAAAGUCAACAAUAGAUUUUUCAAAAUGUAUUCGUCAAGAACCUGAUGAAAUUCCCGAACCAUUUUCAUUUAUGAGUGAUUCGGUGUGGUUACCUCCAGAAAAGCAACUAUGCUGCUUUUUAACGCAUACGGGUCAAGGUGUCUUAAAAAUAGUCAAAGACAAUCUUCAUUGUAAUAUACAUGUUACGCAGGACGUCAAGGGUCCUAGAUAUUGCCCAAGUAUAGAAAGUAAAGUUUUGAGGUUUCCACAACUGAGUCAUCAGGUUUGGCUAGAACCCGAAGGCCUAGAUUCUUCGCUGAUAUAUCCUGCAGGAUUGUCCUGUACAUUACCAGCAGAUCAGCAAGAAGAACUGAUCAAGCACAUCCCAGGUUUAGAAAAUGCAAAAAUGGUAAAACCAGGCUACGGAGUUGCAUAUGACUACGUUGAUCCCAGAGAACUGACUUCUGCACUAGAAACGAAAAAGAUACCUGGACUUUUCCUUGCUGGUCAAAUAAAUGGAACUACUGGCUAUGAAGAGGCUGCUGCGCAAGGUAUUGUUGCGGGAGUUAAUGCUGCUGCCAAGGUUUUUAAUAAACCACCGUUGAUAAUAAGUCGAACAGAAGGAUACAUUGGCGUACUUAUCGACGAUUUAACAACAGGUGGUACAACGGAACCGUACAGAAUGUUUACUAGCAGAGCAGAAUUUCGAGUAAGUUUACGUCCAGACAAUGCUGAUGAACGUUUGACUCAAAAAGGCUACACAGUGGGUUGUGUGUCGGAAGAGAGAUGGAGAAAAACUGAAUCUUUGCUUCAAAACGUACACGAAUGUUUAGAAGCACUGAACAAUACUUCAAAAACGCAUAAGAAUUGGCAAAAAUGCAUAAGAUUAAGAGAUAACAAACAAAAUCUGCCAAAAACAGCCUUUGCUUUGUUGCAAAACGAAGAUGUUACUUUGGACGACUUAGCUCCACAUGUGCCCGAACUUUUAUAUCUAGAGAAAAAUCCAAAGCUAUCUCAAAGAGUAAAGAUUGAAGCUACCUAUACUCAUGCUGUAGAAGAACAGAAACGCGAAGUAGAAGAAAUACGAAAAAAUGAAAGCAUGGCAAUACCAUCUAACAUCGAUUGGAAUUCCCAAUCGCUAAACAUAAGUGUAGAGGAUAGAGAAAAAUUGGCUGAUGCACAACCUCAAACUAUUGCAGCUGCCUACAAUAUCGCCGGUGUAACACCGGCUGCUGUUGUGAAACUGUACUAUCACGUGAAACACAACAAAAUAGCCGAAUCAGUUUCAGUAUGAAAAUUGUUGAUAGUUAUGUAAUAAAGAUGUAAAUAUAUUUUUAAAA